GGGAAGCCGCGCGCCUCUCGGAGGCGUGUUUCCUGGCCUGGCUGGUCUUCUCUGCGGGUUUUUGUGACGAUUCGAUAACUAUUGAUGGUCAUGGAUAGACAUAUUCCAAUGCAUCCAUUGCCUGAAGAAAUACGGAAGAUGUCCCGGGAUCAGACAGUGUGUAAAUACUGUGGAGUCAGUUAUUUAAUCCUUCAUGAGUUCAAGCUCCUUGAAGAAAAAUUAAAAGUGAUGGAAGAGAAAGUGAAAUUUUAUGAAGGAAGUGUUGAACGGGAGAAAAUACUUCAAGAAAAACUACAGUGCCUAAGUCAAGACUUUGAGCAGUGCACAGCAGCUAGCAAAUCAAAAACAGAAAGAAUAAAAAGUUUAUCUCUUGAGAUUGAAAGUAAGCAAGCUGCACUACAACAUCUAAAUGAGCAGUUGCGAUGUCUUCAGAAAGAGAAGGAAAUUUCACAUAGGCAGUUAGAGCUGUUGCGAAAGGCAUCGGAAGAACGAAUGUUUAUCAUAAAAAAAGCCUUUGUCCUCCUUCCCUUUAUCAGAGAAGAAAUAAACAGUAUUAAAGAAAAAAUAUUUGGCUUCUCCCGUCAAUGGGUUGCACUAAAAGAGGAGAUUUUUUUACAUCUAAAAACCAUGAAUGUUACUGCAUUGGAAGAACUGUCAAGGGCAAAACAAAGAAUAGGUGAAUGCCAAAGGGAAAAUCGGGGUCUUGAGGAGGAGGUGCAACAUUUAAGACUGGUGUCAGAGGCAGCUAAAAGGGAAGGAGAGCAACUUCAGACUUCUCUGUUACGAGAAAGUGAAUUGCAAAACAGAUGUCAUGAACUGCAAAAGAAAACACAAGAUUUAACAAGCCAGAUAGAGACAAUUGAAUUCCAGUUCCAGAAAUCAGCAGCUGAAGUGCGCCAUUAUAAAGAACUAUUCAUAAAGAAGUCAAAAGAAGUUGAAGACCAUCAAACUGAACUCCAGAAACUGACAUAUGAGGUUGGAAUGUCCGAAUCUCGGUUUAAUCAUGCCCUGACAGAACGAGAACAAUCUUUGCUUGCCUGCCAACAAGCGUGCUGCCGUUUACAGGAAGAAAUGAUUGAGAAAGAGAGGAAAGAAGAAGACCUUAAGAAACUAACCAACCAUUUGGAGAGUGAACUGGAAGCAAUUAAGAACCUCCUCAAGCAACGAGAAGAAGAAGUGGUAACACUUAAGCAAGAAAGGGCAUCUGUGUUGAUUUCCCAUCAGACCAGAACAGAGCAGCUGGAGAAAACAUUGAGGCAGAAGGUGCUGAGUGAAAAGAGUUGGCAGGAAAAGAUUGAAGCUGAAAGAGCAAAAGAACAACUCCAUCACAAAGAGGAGAUUCUGAGACUAAAAGAAGACACCAAAAUGGAGCUUGACAUUGAGAAACAAAAACAUCAAGAAAUAGUUGCAAAAUAUCAGAAAGAUCAGAAUGAACUGCUGCAUACAAAGAUACCUCUUCUGAUAUCCAGUGCGACCUAUAACCUAAAGAUGGAAGUGGAUGCACUUGAAAAGAAGCUCCAUGAAUCCCAGGCCAUGCUUACAGAGAAAAACCAGGAAAGAGAAAAAGAAAUGCAAAGCCUUAAAAAACAAAUUAUGGAACUUGAACACCAGCUGCAAGAAGAACAAAGCACGCACCAUUCAGUGACAGUAGAUAUGAAAGAAGAAAUCAAAAAGAAGACCCAGGAGCUGGAAAAACUGACUCAGGAGCAAACACAAGUAAUUCAGAAUAUGAAUCAAGUCCAAGAUGAGAAUGCUCUUCUCCGGGACACAGUGCGCAGGGAGUGUGAGGAACGUUAUGAGCUCACUGAGGCUUUGGCUCAAGCCAGAGAACAAGUUGUGGAGUUAAAGAAACUUGGUGGAAACUUCCCGUUGUCACAUUGUUCUCUCAGUCAGGGCGGUCUAACCUCCUCCACCCUAUUGGUCAGCAAUCAUGGGCAGAAAAACCCCAGCUGUGGGAAAGGAGCAGGAUCUUUGGGACUCUGUGGGAUUUCGAGAGCCACUAAUGCACCAGUCUACAGUACUAGAUACAAGAGCAACCACAUGGGUUUUCCGGCUCUGCCUGCACUACAACCCCCAGGCAGAAGAACCUCUUCAUCUCUAGAUGAAUCCAGGAGGAAGAGGAUCACAGCAGUGAUAAAAAGACAGCUGAGUGAACUCUGAUGAGUUAAGGACUAGUCCCUCUGACCAAGAACUGCCACCAAAAACCAUUGGCAGAAGCCAAUCAUCCAUCUCGGUAUGGGGAGAAUAUUUCCUGAUCUGAUAUUUGAUACUUUUCGUUGUUUUAAUAUGUUGGGUUGAAGAAUCAGAUAUGUAAGUUUUAGAAUUUAAUCAUGAACCAGGUUAUUUUGCUCAAUAAAUGUGGUUUUGGUCCAGU
Anolis sagrei ordinatus is the source of this 2374-nucleotide messenger RNA. It is a transcript of the gene LEKR1, whose product is annotated as leucine, glutamate and lysine rich 1. The record is from RefSeq and is a predicted model, not a curated record. NCBI's taxonomy places the organism in Eukaryota, Metazoa, Chordata, Lepidosauria, Squamata, Anolidae.